AUGGCAACCUGCUUCCGUGGGUCGGCGUGGCAUGCUCUGACGGGGUUCGAUGGCGGCAGCCUCUUCUGUGCUCUCGUCUCCGUCAAGCGUCGACACCCUCGUACAUGUCAGCUACACCGUCAAGCGGUAUGGAUGUACUCGCGAAUGAUGAGCGACUUGGCCAGGGUGCAGCCGUCUACGAUGAGCACGGAGACCUUGCAUCCAUGGAUGGGGUUCAGUAGUAGUCGGCCCCGACUGGGAGCAGGGGGCUGGAUAACGAUGAACGAAACAGACGUCAAGAUCGAAAAGAGGAAGGCUACUGCCGAUGGAUUCGUUGGGAUGCCGGAGCCGAGGAGGGGCUCCCAGACGCUCACAGGAGAGGCGACGGCGGUAGAUGUAGUUCCUGAUGGGAUCGGCCUUGGCGUACGCCUCCUUGUGACCUCGUCCGCCUCCGCAGGAUUCACCCGUCCCCUUGUCUCUAUCUAA
Triticum turgidum subsp. durum (durum wheat) is the source of this 465-nucleotide messenger RNA. The record is from the annotation of a GenBank genome assembly. NCBI's taxonomy places the organism in Eukaryota, Viridiplantae, Streptophyta, Magnoliopsida, Poales, Poaceae.